GUUUGUCUAUGUGUGUGUGUGUGUGUGCACGCCUCUGUAUGAAUUCUCCUGUGCCAAAUCAGCUCAGAGGGACAUUGUGAUUAAGCGGCUGAGCUGAUCUCAUUGACAUUUUAGAUUAGCACUCUCUGCAGGGCCUCAUCUCUCUGUCAGCGAUACAGGAUUAAGAUAGCACUUUGACUAAGGAUGAUGAUGGUGAGCGACGACUGUCUGGUGGAGUGUAAGAUCGAUGACAGUGAUGAAGAUGAUGGUGGAGUAGAACAGAUGAGCCCCCCUCCUCCUCCUCCUCCUCCAGAGUUUGCAUCCAAUGCCCCGACUCCGGCAUCCAGGCCUCCGACCCCUCCCACGGCCCCUGAUACACCCACACCCACCCGUCCUGUCAGCAGGGACCCUUAUGGCAUCAACAAGCACCUACAGGUGGAGGUGAGUGAUGUGCUGGCAGAGCCUGCUUCACCUCACAGCAUAGACCAGGUGUGGUUUUACAGCAUCACCGGCUUUGAGAGGGCUCGCACCUGGACGUACCGUUGCCUUACCUUGCUGCUCGCCGUGCCCUUCGCUUUCCUCUGUGGAGUCUUCCUGGCCAUUCUGGCUUGUCUGCACGUGUGGUUUGUGGUGCCCUGCAUACAGCUGAGCUACACCUUCCUUCCAUGCCUGCGGUCCUUGUGCAUGUUUUCUGUGAAUGUUUUCAUCUCCCCCUUUUGUGCGUCUCUCGCCCUCUGCUGCAGUCAGAUUGCCAUUUCACUGUCCAACAAAGACUGGCAUCAAAUGAGGGACAAAGAGGCUGCACCAGUGUAAGACGUGGCCAGCAGGUGAUAAGUGAGUGACUGAGUUACAGCAUCAUUGAGUAAAGGACUCAGACUCAAGUCUGACUUGAGUCCUGGUUUUCUGUAGUCAUAACUUGACAUGGAUGUGAACACUGAUGACUCAGAUUUGGACUCAGGCAUUGAGUGCAUUCUCACUCAAGAGGUCCCCUUUUUUUAUAAAGCAACACUAUGCAAGUUUUUUUUUACAUUAAACUAGAAGCUUCCCCCUGAACACCUGUGCUUUUUCUACAGCUGCUUUGAGUUAUGCAAUGAAGUCCGGUGAACCUCUGGAUGUUCUGCAGAGGAGCUGUAUUUGAGAAUGCAAAUGUCUGAUUGAGAGCCUCCAGACUUAGUUUUUCUCCUUCCAGCCCCUAAGAAAAAAUUCAGCAGAAUGUCUAAAGGAGCCCAUGUGAGAGCACAGCUGGUGAUCCUACACAGGGUUCACUGCGAGUUAGUGGGUGCUUUGAUGACAAUUCUUACCUGUGACAGAUGCAAAAGUGAAAUGGCAUGGCAGGGCCAUACACAUGCCAUAUACAUACAUGUGCUGUAAACAAAAAAACAUGAUCUCUGGGGGAGAUGCUUUUGCUUUGUUGCUUGUGAGUGAAAGGCCAACUCUGGUGAAAGUCUGGACCCAAUUCUGCAGACAUCUUCCAGAAUUCAUGUCUGAAAACAGCUUAUGUAACUUUGGUGAGUGGGUAUGAUCUGUACGUAGCUGAAGUAAUACAUUUCCAGAAUCAAGUUCAAGAGUAAUGCUGUAACUGAAGAUCAGUUAAAAAGACAGAAGAGGGUAAUAAUGGGUAAUAUGCACCAUUCAGUUGUGUUUCAGUUCCACCCCACACAGUGAUAGGCUUUGUUUUUUCUCUGUGUGAAAACCCUUAAAUCUCUCAUAUUCAGAGCACAACAGAAUUGGACCACAGAGGGCGCCGUUGCUCAGUGAAAGUUACACAGUGUUGCUUUUAUUUUUGUGUGAGGGCCGGCACUGGUGUUCACCUACAAGCAGAUUCAUGUAUAUACCACCAAUUUGUGCUAAGAUGCCUAAAGAGAUGCUUUAAAUCAUCAGCUUCUCCCUGAUGUGACCUGGACAUUGGAGACACAAACCUUGAAUGAGAUUCAAGGUUUGACUUAACUUACAACACGGGACGGAGUGAGUGGGAUAGAGUGAGAAAAUUUAGUUUAAAUGUGCAUAUGUCUUUUUUUGUUUUUCAAUUUCUGCAACCUGGUAAUGUUACUGCUCUUUGAUGUGUUUUCUAUAUGUAAAGAUAAUUCAUAACAAUGAUUCUUGUCAACAUUACUAUUACUGUUACGUUUGAACUGACUUCAGAUGU
Molecule: messenger RNA, 2125 nt
Organism: Paralichthys olivaceus (Japanese flounder)
Lineage: Eukaryota; Metazoa; Chordata; Actinopteri; Pleuronectiformes; Paralichthyidae
Gene: cav4b
Product: caveolin 4b
Biological process (GO): caveola assembly; regulation of cytosolic calcium ion concentration; cell differentiation
Cellular component (GO): focal adhesion; caveola; sarcolemma
Molecular function (GO): molecular adaptor activity
Source: RefSeq, a predicted model, not a curated record